Messenger RNA from Ornithodoros turicata, 3780 nucleotides. RefSeq names its product protein eyes shut-like. The coding region runs from base 88 to 3507 and encodes 1139 amino acids. The transcript has 20 exons. Gene Ontology annotation, molecular function: calcium ion binding. The record is from RefSeq and is a predicted model, not a curated record. Lineage: Eukaryota; Metazoa; Arthropoda; Arachnida; Ixodida; Argasidae.
UUACUCUCUCUCUUUAUCUAUUUGCCUUGUGUCGGGUACUGUGCCAUCAAGUCGCACACAUAUUUUGCCACAUACGCAAGGCAUAGCAUGACGGUAGCGGUACUGAUCACUUUUUGGCUGGUUGCGCUUGUUGUCGCUUCGGAAGCAACCUCUUGCGACAACCUCCCUUGCGUCCACGGAUUGUGUUCGGAAGAGGGACCGUCGUACCGCUGCUACUGCGAGGACGGCUACACUGGCUACGAAUGCCAGACAGACUUUGACGACUGCCGCAGCGAGCCCUGCCAGUCUGGCGGGACUUGCAUCGACAGGGUAGCAGGCUUUUCCUGCCUCUGCACUCCAGGCUAUACGGGACGAGCGUGCGAGACCGACGUGGACGAAUGCGUGUCUCAGCCGUGCCUCAAUGGUGGCUCAUGUGUCGAUGAUGUCGGUGGCUUUACUUGUCUGUGCUUGCCUGGGUACACAGGGUCGGUGUGUGAAGAGGAUAUGAGCGUCUGUAACGGCACAGCUAGUCAACAUGGACCGCGCUGCUCCAAUGGAGGCACCUGCGUAGACGGGCCAGGAGAUUCCUUCUUCUGCAGCUGCACACACGAAUACACGGGGACGCUGUGCGAUGAAGACGUGGACGAAUGUGCCUCUCGUCCCUGCCAACAUCGCGGCCUCUGCUCAAAUUUUCCUGGUGGAUUUUCGUGCGUCUGUCAGCUGGGAUGGAUGGGACGUAGGUGCUCAGAAAAACUGACACCGUGCAGUGUGAACGAUUGUGCGAAUGGCGGUGUCUGUUUUCUCGUGGAGGGAAGCCCGCAGUGUUUUUGCGUACCGGACUUCCACGGCCCCUUGUGCGAGUGGAAAUACGACGAAUGUCUGUUGCCAGACAAUCCUUGUCUGAACGGCGGCACCUGCAUAGAUGGCGUCGAUUCCUAUACUUGCUCAUGUAGUGCCAACUUUAUAGGAGAUGUGUGCGACGUGCCUUGCGAUGCUCAAUCCUGCCUCUCGUCGUCUCUCCGUGAAACCACACCGUCGCUUCGAACCAUUUCUCGUGCCUUCUCAUCCGAAAGUGUCCCGUACGACGCCAGUUCUUCCUUCCUCCCUUCACCCAUCGCUUCAGUCGAGUCAUCGUUCCAACUGCCAAGGACGAUCCAACCAUCAAACGAAGACAGUCUUUCAUCGUGGCUGCAGUCAACGCAUUUGUCAAUUGUGUCGACAGCGGAGCACGGCACAUCACUGUCUAGCUCAACGUUCGGCACUGCAGACUGGUUAAUUGCAACGAGCACAGCUGUGCCAGGUGAUAGCUCGGCUUCCAAUUCUUUGUUCACUUCACAUCACUUCAGCACAGCGUCGACAUGGGUUACUUUGGUGCCCAUCAGUAGUGCAUCGUUGGAUUAUACCCCGACACAGAGUGAAAACCUCGACUCGAGAUCCAUAACGCGGACAUCAACUGAGAUCGCGCUGUCAAGUACGUCAUUUGGCGUUGCUCCUUCGUUGCCGACCGGUAACGGUACAGCAAUAUCGUCCAACGCCACAGAAACUAAUGAGGAACCGUGUACAAGGAUGACGUGUUUGAAUGGAGGAACACCAUUUCUAUCGAAUGGCUUCACUUGCUCGUGCCGUUGCCCGCUCCACUACGUAGGAUCAAGGUGCGAGGUAGACAUGCCGGAGUUUCGAGGAACAUCGUACCUCGCGUACACCUUGGACCCGCUCCAACGGUCUCUACAGUUGGAACUCACCUUUGCGUCUGAUGCUUCCACUGGAUUGCUGGCUUACGCCUCCAGCGGGUCCGCUUUCUUCAGCCUCUACCUGGAAGAAGGUCUCGUGAAAUUCGCUUUUUCGUGCGGCCUGCAGAAGAUGGUGGAGACUGGUGCUGCUGUUACGAUUGGUUACCUUCACACACUGCACAUGAGGUUGACAUGGUUGCCUACCGGAAGAUGCGUCGCGACGUUAAGGGUGAACGACACGUCUCCUCUUCUGGGCGAGUUGCCGACUCAAAAUCUGGUCUUCACUUGGGACAAGCUGUAUUUAGGUGGCCUUCCUCCAGGCUUCUUACCGGCCAUUCCUGUCGCUUCUUUCGUCGGAUGUGUCAAGAAUUUACGGAUUAACGGCGCCCAAGGAACCAUGCAGAGGGACGCUGCUGGUGGGGCUAGUGUCACGCCUUGCUCGCGUUGGCUGUGCGACAUCACCUGUCAGAAUGACGGAGUCUGUAUUUCUGAAAACAACCAUAGAUGGCGAUGCCAGUGCGAUGGAGGGUUCGCAGGUCCUCAGUGUGAACACCGCAAGUGCAAGCCCAAUUUGUGCCAAAACGUGCCACAGGGAACGUCCUUUACCGGCCCAAUGUCUCGCGUGGGUUAUGCUCUUCCCUUGGAUCCGACGGAGAGCGUGGAGAUCAAGAUACGCUUCUCUACUGCCCACCCUCGGCGUGCCUCUAUUCUUCUCUUCCUGGGGCAACAAAGCCUGGAAGACCCGAUGCAAGACUUCAUGAUGGUCACACUGGCUGGUGGUAGAGUUUUCCUCCACUUCAACUUAGGUUCGGGUACGACGAUACUGAGAUCAGCCGAGGUCAUCAACGGCAGCGCGCACACGGUGUAUGCCGGUCACCACAAGCGUUACGGGUGGCUAGCAGUGGAUUCCCAGGCUAAGGCCAUUGGUCUGUCCAGGGGAAGCCUCACCGGACUCAAUGUGGUGCCUCUCCUCUAUGUGGGAGGAGGGAUGACGACCUUAUAUCCAGGGUUUGUAGGUUGUGUACAAGACGUGGCAGUACGACAACUUCCUCAAGGCAGUUACCAGGGUUUGCAAGAGGUGACUGAGGCAAGGAACGUUGCCAGACGCUGUGGCGACCUGAGCAGCCCGUGUUUCGACAAUAUCACCUGCUCACACCACAUGUUCUCGUGCGUCUGUGUUGAGCCGAUGACGAUGCCAUCCUGUACAGAUAAUAAAGGAUGUGGUGCAAAGGAGUCUUGGAAUGUCAGCUGCGACUGCUCAACCUGCAACCGCAGCGAGGAGACGCUGCAUUUCUUGGACGACUCAUUUCUGGCAUUCCCGCCAAUGAAAUUUUCACGGAGGACUCGUGUGCACCUACAAGUUUGGCCUCAUCGUCCGGACGGUGUUCUCUUUCACGUGGGGCAACACGGGGACUUCGCGACGCUUCGACUGAGUGACGGCUACGCUCAGUUCCGCUUCAACUUGGGUACUGGUUCCGGCACUGCUACCCUUCUCACGUCUUCCACGAGGGUUCAACCUGGCAAGUGGAGCAGUAUCCAAGCAGACUUGAACGGAAGACAAGCAACGCUUCUAGUGGAUGACGUUAAUCGAGCAACAGCUUUAUCACCUGGGGGAAUGGUUUCACUGGACACCCUUUCUCCAGUAUACAUUGGUGGCGUCCCAGGGUCAGGGAUUCCUUCCCUACGUGGUUGCGUCCGCUCCAUAGAGGUCAACCACAAGGCGAUGCUGUUCAGAGGGGCGGUCCAACAAUUCAACGUCGCAGAAGACUGUAAGGCGUGCGACGGGAAGAAUAGUUGAAGUUCCAGGUCAAGACUUUCUCGUGUUGUUGUAAACUGGAUCGAUAGAAUGCUCUUUUUUAAUUUUAUAUGCGAGAUCAUUACUUGACAGGACUUGCAACGGUGUCGGCGGAUAGCGCACUAGUGCGCAAAUCCUGAUGGCGCAGGUGCGACUGCUUGCAGAUCACGUCAGCAGUUUGGUGGCAUGCUAGAAGUUGCCGCCGCGAGUAGCGUGAAAACAGGAUGCAUAUACCAUCACAAGAUCUGUCUUUGCUUUUCCCCUAAGCACACCUGA